Messenger RNA from Lactuca sativa (garden lettuce), 1738 nucleotides. It is a transcript of the gene BAG7, whose product is annotated as BCL-2-associated athanogene 7. Gene Ontology annotation, cellular component: plasmodesma. NCBI's taxonomy places the organism in Eukaryota, Viridiplantae, Streptophyta, Magnoliopsida, Asterales, Asteraceae. Gene Ontology annotation, biological process: protein folding. The record is from RefSeq and is a predicted model, not a curated record.
UUCACACCAAAUCUCAUCCACAAAUCUUUUCCCAAUAACGUUUGUUUAGUUUAACCACAACAAUUCACAACUACGGUAGAUUUUUUAAUUUACAUUUUUUAAUAACUUUAUGUGAUUAAUAAUGGUUAAUUUCCAUUUUUAGCCCUGACACCAGCACAACCCUCGGUUUUCCUUAUCUUCUCCAUCCGCGUCUCUCUCAAUCAUUUUCAGAACAUCCGCCAUUGAAAUCCAACCAUGAGUCGAUCCAGCAAAUUUGAUAUCAUUGAUUACUACUUAUCUGAAUCAUCCACUAUUUUCCCCCCAUUUCCAAAACCCUUUGCGCUCCUAAACCCUACUUUCCCCUUUGAAGCCACCACUGAGCUUGAUCUAGCACUUGAACUCUUAAACCCUACUCUCCCCUCACUUGAUCUCAUGUCUCCAUUUGAUGACAUCGACACCAUCACCGAUCUGAUUCACGUCGAGAGGAGGACGCCAUUCGGCACCUCUACAGCUCGGAAGAUCAUCACCAGGCGCCGAUCCACAACAGCGGAAUUGUACCUUAAGUCACUUUCCGACCGCGUCUCUGCUCUCGAGCAAGGGUUUGAUCUGGCGAACGACGAGAAGGCGAAGUCCGAUCGGAAGUACACUUGGACGGCGGAGAUCAAUUCCGAGAAGGACGGUUUAGAUCGGAAGUUCAAGUUGACAACAGAGAUCAAAGGUGGGAAGAAAAAGGAGAAGACCAGUAAAUGGACGGCUGAGAUUAAAAGGAAGGGAGAAGAUGCACGCAAGUACACUUUCACCGCGUCAACUGCCAAUGCUGCCAUUGAAGAUGAUAGUGGAUCAGAGAAGAAAGAGAAAGACAAGAACAAGAACAAGAAGAAAGAUAAGAAGAAAGAGAAAGGACCUCGUAUCGUAGAAAUCCAAGGUUCACCUGAUCAUGGCGCUCUUCUCAUGAAAAAGGCAUUUGGCAGAGCAUUGGAGAGGAACAAAGGGAAGAAGAAGGAGUUAUCACCUCAAGAUGCCGCCAUGUUUAUUCAGAUGACUUUCCGAGCAUAUCUGAUAAAGAGAUCCCAGACUCUCCGUGCUCUACGUGAGUUAGCUGUUGCAAAGGGAAAGCUUAAGGAACUCAGGACUCUGUUCAACAAUUUCUCAUACCGUCGCCGGGUGGCUGUCGAUGCAGAGGAGAGGCAGAAGUUCUCUGAGAAGGUCAUUGUGCUGCUUCUUACUGUUGACGCCAUUGAGGGGGCUGAUAUCAUGGUUAGGGCUGCAAAAAGGUCGAUGGUGGAUGAGCUGGAAGCAAUGCUGGAUGUGGUGGAUCCGCAGCCAGGAGGUGGUGGUGGUGGGCGAUCACUGUCCAUGAAGAGGAGGACAUUCGACAUGCCAGAUGGUGUGAUCCAGAAGGAAAUAGCACAAGGUGUGGCUGAGGUUGUACGAAUGCUCGGACAAGAAGAAGAGUGAUUGAUUGGUUUUGAAACCUAUGAAGCUUCUAUGGAAGUCCAUGUCCUUCGAUGAUGUCAUGGUAAUGAAAGACAUGCUGAUGCUGAGUUACUGUGUUAAUGUAAGACAUGCUGAGGUUGUAAGGGACAACUGUAGUUUCAUCUUUGUGUGUUGUUGUGUUGUGUUGUGUUGUGUGUGUCUUAUGCUUCCAUUUUAUGGGAAGCACGUAUUAUUUUGUAAGGUUUGGCUAGUCUAAUAUUGUUGAAUCUUGUAACCAACAAUUGAUAGAUGCUUACUUGGUUGCUUUUCUUUUCUUUUAAAA